This is a messenger RNA of Xenopus tropicalis (tropical clawed frog), 5651 nucleotides long. Lineage: Eukaryota; Metazoa; Chordata; Amphibia; Anura; Pipidae. The record is from RefSeq and is a predicted model, not a curated record.
CGCCACACUCUCGCGAGAUGAGACUUUUGACGUCGGGAUUAGCUGUCCGGCAGGGGCCAGGAAUCUGGGUAUUAUCGGCGUUGCGGGACGUUUAAGCAGCAAUCUGGGACUGCGGGCUGUGUUUAAAAAUUCGGGUGUGUUGGGCGGUAUGCAGUAGUGCUGUGGUUUAGAUUGGGGGUCUCGCAUGAGUUCCCCGGACAAGAGGUGGCAGCAGGAGAGAGAGGGAGCCCCGGAGCCCGAGGAGAGGAGGACCAACACCCCCCGCAGCAGCCCGGGACACAGCCCUGAAGGAGACAGAUCACCAGGAGACCCUUAUUCAGAAAAUCUAGAAAAUAGCCGAAUGAAGCGAGCAGCUGCAAAGCAUCUAAUAGAACGCUACUACCACCAGUUAACUGAGGGUUGUGGAAAUGAAACCUGCACGAAUGAAUUUUGUGCUUCCUGUCCCACUUUUCUUCGUAUGGAUAACAAUGCAGCAGCCAUUAAGGCCCUCGAGUUAUAUAAGGUUAAUGCAAAACUCUGUGAUCCUCAUCCCUCCAAGAAAGGAACAAGCUCAUCUUAUCUAGAGAACAAUUCGAAAAGUGCCCAUAACAACUCCUGCACAGAAAGAAAGAUGAAUAAGAAAGACCUUCAUGGACCCAGAGAUGACUUUAAAGAUGUCACUUUCCUGUCUGAAGAAAAAGUGUAUGAAAUUCUUGAAUUGUGUAGAGAAAAAGAGGACUACUCGCCUUUAAUUCGGGUGAUCGGGAGAGUAUUUUCCAGUGCAGAAGCUUUGGUUCAGAGUUUCCGAAAAGCAAAGCACCAUACAAAGGAGGAGCUAAAAUCCUUGCAAGAAAAGGAUGAAGAUAAGGAUGAAGAUGAAAAGGAAAAAGCUGCAUCAUCUGCUGCUGCAAUGGAAGAGGAUUCUGGAGCAUCAUCCUCAAGGUUAAGUGACAACUCACAAGGAGACAACAACAUACAGAAACUAGGCCCUGAAGAAGUGUCUCUAGAUAUAGAAGCAGUUCGACGGGUGUAUCACAGGUUACUUUCUAAUGAGAAAAUAGAAACUGCCUUUCUGAAUGCACUUGUGUACCUUUCUCCUAAUGUGGAAUGUGACUUAACUUAUCAUAAUGUUUAUUCACGAGAUCCCAACUAUCUCAAUUUGUUUAUAAUCGUCAUGGAGAAUGGUAAUCUCCAUAGUCCUGAAUACCUGGAAAUGGCUUUACCGUUGUUUUGCAAAGCAAUGAGUAAAUUGCCAUUAGCAGCGCAAGCAAAGUUGAUCCGUCUUUGGUCAAAGUACAGCGCUGAGCAGAUUCGCCGAAUGAUGGAAACAUUUCAGCAGCUUAUAACCUAUAAAGUUAUAAGUAACGAGUUCAACAGUCGAAAUUUAGUCAAUGAUGAUGAUGCUAUUGUUGCAGCAACAAAGUGCUUAAAAAUGGUUUACUAUUCAAAUGUUGUUGGUGGAGAGAUUGAAACUGACCAUAAUGAAGAGGAAGAUGAUGAACCUGUUCCUGAGUCCAGUGAGUUAACUCUGCAGGAGCUGCUAGGGGAAGAACGAAGAAACAAAAAAGGCCCUCGAGUAGAUCCCCUUGAAACCGAACUUGGUGUUAAAAGCAUUGAUUGCAGGAAACCUCUCAUCCCUUUCGAGGAAUUCGUUAACGAACCACUAAAUGAUGUUCUAGAAAUGGACAAAGAUUAUACUUUCUUUAAAGUAGAGACUGAAAACAAAUUCUCUUUUAUGACUUGCCCCUUUAUCCUGAAUGCAGUUACAAAGAAUCUUGGUCUGUAUUAUGACAACAGAAUCCGCAUGUACAGUGAAAGGCGAAUAACUGUUCUGUAUAGUCUAGUGCAAGGACAGCAACUUAACCCCUAUUUGAGGCUCAAAGUACGGCGAGAUCACAUCAUUGACGAUGCUCUUGUUAGGCUUGAGAUGAUUGCCAUGGAAAAUCCUGCAGAUUUGAAGAAGCAAUUAUAUGUGGAAUUUGAGGGAGAACAAGGAGUUGACGAAGGAGGUGUUUCUAAAGAGUUUUUCCAAUUAGUUGUUGAAGAAAUUUUCAACCCUGAUAUUGGUAUGUUUACGUAUGAUGAGUCCACUAAACACUCUUGGUUCAAUCCAUCAUCUUUUGAGACAGAAGGACAGUUUACACUUAUUGGCAUUGUGCUGGGCCUUGCAAUUUACAAUAAUUGCAUUCUAGAUGUGCAUUUUCCAAUGGUUGUAUAUAGAAAACUAAUGGGGAAAAAAGGAACCUUCCGUGACCUUGCUGAUUCUCAUCCUGUUCUUUAUCAGAGUUUAAAAGAAUUGUUGGAGUAUGAAGGCAAUGUUGAAGAAGAUAUGAUGAUGACUUUCCAGAUCUCUCAGACUGACCUCUUUGGAAAUCCUUUAAUGCACGACUUAAAGGAAAAUGGAGAUAAAAUCCCCAUUACAAAUGAGAACAGAAAGGAAUUUGUCAGUCUAUACACAGACUAUAUUCUAAAUAAAUCAGUGGAAAAGCAAUUUAAAGCCUUCAGAAGGGGCUUUCACAUGGUUACCAAUGAAUCGCCUCUGAAAUAUCUGUUUAGACCAGAGGAGAUUGAACUUCUUAUUUGUGGAAGUAGGAAUUUAGAUUUCCAAGCUCUGAAAGAUACUACGGAAUAUGAUGGUGGCUAUACCAGAGAUUCAAAUAUAAUAAAGGAGUUUUGGGAAAUUGUAAAUUCUUUCACAGAGGAACAAAAAAGAUUGUUCUUGCAAUUUACAACAGGCACGGACAGAGCACCUGUAGGUGGGCUAGGCAAAUUAAAGAUGAUUAUAGCCAAAAACGGCCCUGAUACAGACAGGUUACCAACAUCUCAUACUUGCUUUAAUGUCCUUUUGCUUCCGGAGUACUCAAAUAAAGAGAAACUGAAGGAGAGAUUGUUAAAGGCCAUCACUUAUGCUAAGGGGUUUGGUAUGCUCUAAAAACAAAGGCAAGCGUGCUAAAAAAAAAUAAAAUAAAAAAUAAAGGGAUAACAAUAAUUCGAACUGAUGUCUCUCUCCAAAAAAAGGCCAUAAGAUAGCAAGCUACAAGUAGUCAUGUCUAUUUGUGCCUCCCUUCUUUGCUUGGGGACAAUGGGCUGGAACAGCAGAUUUCAGCUGCUUAUAUGAACAAAAGCUCUUUUUUUUCUUCUUAUCCUAGCGUGAAAGGGUUAAAUCUUUCACAUGUAUGUACAGAAAAUAUUUCCUGAAUAUUUAUUUAAAGGGUUUAAAUCACUUUUUUGCUUGUGUUAAAUAUUGCUUGAAGUUGAGCCUAUUUGAGUCUGGGAAAACAGGUCCACUCAUGUAGUGCUGUGUCAGUUUGCAGCCCAUUCAACUUUCAAGUAUAUCAUAUUUGCUAAUGUCCUUGCAUCUACUCAAAUCAGGAACUGUACUUUUUGGGUUUUGUUUGUCUUUUUUUUUUUUUACAGUUUGCUUAUAAAACUUGAACUCAUGGAAAACGAAAAAAAACGUGUGAUACCAUUACUGCUGUUCUAGCCCCAAAGAUUUUGUGAGAAAAGAAUAUUGUAGUUAAUAAAGUUGGGAGGGCGAACUUGGAAUGUUAAACUGCAGCCUUGCAAUCUUUUUACUUUAGUCACAGCACAAAGAUACAUAAAGAAUUAAAAGGAAAAAAUAAUUUCACUAUUGUUGUCUUCAAGUCUUGUAAAGUAUACCGUGUUCUAUUAGGGAACCUGAUCUCUUGGUUGUGUGAAGGGGUAGAGUUUAGCGCUGUUUUAUUUUUCGACAAGAGUUUACUGGCAGAAGUGCAUUUUCAGCCAAAUUUUUCUGUGGUAGAUGGUGGGUUGUCAGGAAACAAAUGAUUGCUUGCUAUAUCCUCAACAAGGAGCUUGUGGAAGUGCACUUAAAUGAAGAAUAUUUACUGCAUAUUAAGUUAACAUUUUAAAUAGACAAUCCAAAGUCUUCCCUGCAUAUUAUGUCAAUAUACUUUGAUUUUAUGUUUGUUUUUUUUUUUUUUAACCGUAUCCAAGGCACAUAAUCAGUGCUGCUGUGUAAUUAAUAAGGAUUGUUACUGCUUCUUUACACUUACCUCGGAACAAAAGAGGUAAAUAACAGACAGUUUUGUUCAGACUAACAUUCUCAUACAUGUCAACUGGCCACCUUUUUACAUCAAAUGAAUAUCUUAGUUGAUAUUCUGUGCCUGUAUUUGAAGGGCUAGCACUAAAAUGCAUGUUGCUAAAGUUUCAGAGGAUAGUGUAAAAGUUCCACAUCUUUAUUUGCCCUUCAUGUCUUGAUUCAUAGCAGUUCCUCAAGGUUAGGUUUGGGACUGUGACUCUGUCUGACCCCCAUGUGCUGCUGCCACAUCCACCUACUUUGCUGAGUAGAUACCUACAAUACACACUCAGUGUGUCACAUACAAGUUUAAGAAUCUUUGGGGGUAUAGUAAUAAAAGGUACAGCUAGUUAUGAGUCUAGAAACCCUUAAAAACCAAAUUGCUGGUGGUUGCUAUGGGCUAUUAGACCUGGCACAUGUUGUACCCUUUCAUUACAUUUCUCCAGUCAGAAUAUGUUACAUUAAGGGAAGCAGUUUAACUUGCUUGUAUUAUCACCUGCUCUAUUUUACCAUAAUGCAGCAAAUUAUUAGUUUUCCCAUUUUGCCUGUUUUACUCGCCCUGGUACCCAAAAACACAGAUCAUUUCUAAAGGUCCAAUGUUUUUUUACUUUGAAUUGCUUUUCCCUCUUUUCCUAUUGAUUUGUCCAUUCUUACUUCCAAACUGCUGCCUAGUUUCUAAGUUAAAUUAAAGGAACAGCAACACCAAAAAAUGAAAAUGUAUCACAGUAAUUAAAAUAUAAUGUACUGUUGCCCUGGUAAAAGUUGUGUUUGGUACAGAAAGAUUUCAAUAGUUCAUAUAAAAAAGCUGCUGUGUAGCCAUAGGGGCAGCCAUUUAACUUAAAAUAGGGCUAAAUGGCACCGGUUACAAAGCAGAUAACCAAUAUCAACAUUGUAGAUAGAACAGAGUUUAAUGUAGAAUACAAUGGUGUUUUACAGAGCUAUGUAAUUUGUGCUUUUUCACAUUUUUCUAGCUUGAAUGGCUGCCCCCAUGACUACACAGCAGCUUAUUUAUAUAAACUAUAGUAGCCUUUCUGAAGCAAUCACAAAAGUUUUAGCAGUGCAGGGCAACAGCGCAUUAUAUUUAAAUUGCUUAAAAACACUAAUUUUUUGGUGUUACUGUUCAUUUAAGCUUGAGAAACCAGCUGAAAUUCUAAGUCUGAGAGUUGCAGAAACAAAUAUUUCAAAAAUCAUAAAGUGAAGAUUAGAUUAAAUCUUUAUACUAAAAUUUAAUUUAGUGAAGUACCCCCUACAAAGACCCUUUACAAAGAAGCGAGGCAAAGAAAUAUACCCCUUCAAUAGAAAAACAGUUACCAAAUUUUACCUAGAUAUGGAAACUUUUACAUAUAUAUCUCUGUAAAUGUUGAAAUCUUUUGCAUUUUAGUAUGAAUGCCCUUUUAAAUGUAUGGUAAAAGAUUCACGCCAUUAAUAAACCAUAUCCAAAUGUACGUGUUUACCUUUCCUCGACUUCUGCGUGUGUAAUGUUAACUUCUCAUGUUGCAGUAUAAAAUAAAGGAAUUAUUCAUUUUUAUCGGAGGACAUAAUUGGUAUAUCGUUCAGGAAAAUGACUGCAGAUGUUCAAGACUAAUAUGAUUUAUUGAUAAACUGCUCAAUAAAC